Molecule: messenger RNA, 4377 nt
Organism: Closterium sp. Naga37s-1
Lineage: Eukaryota; Viridiplantae; Streptophyta; Zygnematophyceae; Desmidiales; Closteriaceae
Source: the annotation of a GenBank genome assembly
AUGUCGUACUGGGGCUACUCCGGCUGCGUGGAUAAGGUCACGUGGGAGGUGCACCGUGCGGUUACCGGUUUCGCCAGGCCGUGGGUCACUUCGCUGUGGGGCGGCGUUAUCGCGGAUAAAGAUAGGCCAUGGGUGGAGGAGCAAUUAGACUGCAAGUUCCGGUCCCCCAACGGCUCUCUCGCCCCGCCCAGCCCGUGGUACAGCAUCAACUUCUUCCCCUUCAAGUCCAUAUUCGGGCUGCGCGCGUGCCUGGACUUUGGCGCGGCCUUCCCCGCGCAGAUGGCGCAGAUGAUCGCCACAGGCCGCGCCGUCAGCUCCCCCGCCGUCCUUGCCCCCAACGGACGCCUCGGAUUCUUGUACGCGUUUCCGAUGUUCCGAAGGCCGGUGGCGGAAGGGGCGAGCAGGGAGGAGGUGGAGGCGAGUGUGGCGGGGUUCAUUGGGUGCGGGCUGGACGUGGGGUUGCUUGUCUCGCACGCCCUCAUAGACGUGCUGCACAACGAUUCUGACAUAUUCUCUCUCCAGCUCUUUGACAUCACAGAACCAGCUCAGCCCGUCCCGCUGAACGCUCCAAACGACUCCUCCCAGCAACCCCCGAACCUCCUCUUCACCUCACCCAACCCCGCCUUCCCGAGCCUCAACUACAGCGUCGUCGAGCCGUUCCCCGAGCCUGUCGUGGGCCGGCACAUCCAAGCCUACUGCUCGCACCUCGUCCCCGGCAGCACGUGGGCUCUCCUCUACGCGCCCCUCCUCCUCGCACUCCUCGUGCUCCUCGUCUCCGCCCUCCUCUCUGUAAUCAUUCUCGUCCUCCGCCGGAAAGGCGCGGCGAUCCGCGCGGAAAUGAGCGCCGCGGAGGAGUACACUCUCCUCUUGGAGCGCGCCGAGCGGGCCAAAAGCGAGAGCAUAGCGUGCCUGAGCCAUGAUCUCCGCACGCCGUUUAAUGGGAUGCUGGGGAUGAUGGACGAGUUGUUGGAUACGCAGCUGGAGGAGUGGCAGAUGAGGGACGUGGUGGACGCGCGGACGUAUGCUGCGUCGGUGAUCGGGCUGCUGAGCACGAUUCUGGACCUCGCCAAGCUGCAGGCGGAUAUGCUGGAGCUGGACUCCGUGCCCUUCAGUCUUCACCAGUGCCUGGAGACGGCCGCCCGCUCGCUGUUCGCUGAUGCUCAAGACAGGCACCUCGAAUGUGAGUCGGGGCGAGAGGGGCUGGUCACGCCAUCAAGAGCACGCUAUCCGGCCAUGCAGCCUUCCACAUCUGGUGCCUGCCCGCCCAUCCCUGCACCCCCUCUCCUUUUCCCAUAUCAUCACACUUCCUUCUCCCUUCCCCAUGCCCCAUGCUCCGUACCCCCCCAGGUCACGCCAUCAAGAGCACACUAUCUGGCCAAGCAGCCUACCACAUCUGGUGCCUGCCCGCCCAUCCCUGCACCCCCUCUCCUUUUCCCAUAUCAUCACACUUCCUUCUCCCUUUCCCAUGCCCCAUGCUCUGUACCCCCCCAGCAGUUGGAGAGGUUUGUAAGUCGGUUCCAGGAGAACGUGGUGUUUGCUACGGUUCCCUCUGGUAGAACGAGGUGGGGGAGGGAGAGCAGGCGCGUGUGGGGCAGAGUGACGGGCAGAGUGUGGGGUAAUAAGGGUAGGGGUGGGGGUGGAGGUAGGGGGGGAGGUAGGGGGGUAAGUGGGGGGGAAGGUGGGGGAGAGUGUGAAGGAGGUGGAAGAAGGCUGGUACGAGGGAGGGAUAGAGGGAGGGGGGGAGAGAGGGGGAAGGGAGAUGGGAGGAAUGGCACAGGGCAGCACUGGGAAGGAAGGGAUGUGCUCACCGUUCUGAAGCCCAUCGUCUCAGCUCCUUGGAGUGUUUUCCAACGCUGGUUUGGGUUUUCUGGCAGGAGUGGUGGUGGGGGUGAUGGGCGUUUCUUGAGUAUUCGUGGGAGUGGGAUGGGUAAUGGGGGUGGCGUGGAGGAGGAAAGGGGGGAGGGGGUGGGGAGGAGGGUCGGAGGCGAUAUCGAGGAGGCUUUUAUGGGGGAUGAGACGGGGGAUGAAGUGUGGAGUGAGCGAGGGGGGGUGGAGAAAGGGGUUGGAGCAAGAGUAGAGGAGUUGGAUUCCGCCAGUGCAGGGGAGGAGAGAGAUGGGGGCGAGAGAGAGGGAGAAGAGGAGGAGGAGUAUGAGUAUGAAGAGGAUGAAGAAGCAGAGGAGGAUGAGGAGGAGUUAGGUUUUGAGCCUCGGACGAACCCCCCUGACAGGUCGCCUGAGUCAGCCAAGUCAAGCCAGUCAACGGGGGCCACACGGAGAGGAGCGGGGGCUUCAUUGGCACCAGGGGAGGAGACGGGAGGAGCGACUGAGGGAGCGACUGGGAGAGCGACUGAGAGAGCACAAGGGGGGGCAACACGGGCGAUGGCGGGGGAAGCAAGGGCAGCAGGGCAAAGAGUGGUGGGGAGAGAAGAGGAAGUGGUGGUGGUGAUGGUGUGUGAGGAUACGGGCGGCAGCAGCGGGAAAAAGGGGAUGCAGAGCGGUGACGAGGCAGUGCAGGGCGUGACGAAGGGGAUGCAGAGCGGUGGAGAGGUGUUGCAGGGGCAGGAGGAAUGGAGCCCGUAUCCUGUUCGGUUCCUCCUGUCCACUGGCCUGGUUCGUCUUAUGCGGGGAUCCAUGGGAGUGGCUUCAGAAGAGGGUGUGGGGACCACCAUCCUAGUCAGCCUGCCAUUGCGAGCGCGCCACCUGGCAGGAGAUGACACCUCCCCUGUGGAUGAAGCCACGGCUGGAGACGCCGGGCCUUGGCUGGAGGCUCGGCGGAGCGUUUUAGGUUCGGUCCGAGGCAAGCGCGCGUUGGUGGUGGAUGGGAUGAAGCUGAGGCGAGAGGCUGUGAGCGAGUGUUUGAGGUACCUUGGGAUCUCCGUGGCUGUAGCUGCUACAGCUGGCCAGGCGGGGUUCCUACUGGCCGGUUUCACCAUAGACGAAGGUAAGGAGUGGAGUAGUGAGACAGCUGCGGAGGAGGAAAGGAAGGGAGAGGAAGGAGAGGAGGAGAGGAAUGGAGAGGAGGGAGGAGAGGGAGAGGAUGGAGAGGAGGGAGAGGAGGGGGAGGAAGGAGAGCAGAGGAGUUGGGACGUGGUGUUUAUUGAAGCAGACGCGUUCGGCCCCGCAACAGGGUUUGGGUUCGGCAAGCGGGUGAUUUCGCAUUGGCAGCACCAACAGCACCCCGGCGGGCGAGAAACGCCGCCACCGUCCCCCACCACUCCGCACCCCUCCUCCUUCCCUUCAAGCUCGUCCAACCCAUCUGUAUCUCCGCCGCCCGCGCUGCUUUCCACGCCGCUGCCGCUCCGGUCGCCGCACCCACUCUCCACAUCAAACCCGCUUCCCACGCCCCACCCACUCCCCACAUCAAACUCGCUCCCCACGCCCUGGCCGCUGCCGCAGCUGCUUGCGAGUGUGUCACACCCGCCGCUGGUGCUGACGGGGAGGAGCGCGUGUGAGGGCGUGCAAGCGAGAGCAGCUGGGUUCAGUGAUGUUCUCGCCCGCCCCUGGAUGGCCAGCGAUGCCGCUCGGCUGCUGCAGGAGAUGUUCGCCCCACCUCCAGCCGGAUCCGUCUCUGCAGCUCACAGCGCCCCAGCCCAGGAGCAAGAAGAGGACCUCCCGCAGCAACUAUUCUCCCGCCUCGCCCUGGAAGACGCUUCAUCCGUCCUGCGAGAGAUGCUGGGUGGCAGGGAGGUGCUGGUGGUGGAUGACAACGCCGUGAACCGUGUGGUGGCCAGGAAGAGCCUCGUGGGGCUUGGGGCACGAGUGGAGGUGGCUGCGAGUGGGGAGCUGGCGCUGCAGCGCCUGCUGCACCCGCACGCCUUCGUGCUGGCACUCGUUGACAUUAAUAUGCCUCCAGGGAUUGACGGAGUGGUUCUCCUGGUGCGUCUGGUGCUUCUGCUGCCUCUGCCUCUCCUGCUGCUUCUGGUGGGGCUGGGGGCGCGCGUGGAGGUGGCUGCGAGUGGGGAACUUGCGCUGCAGCGCCUGCUGCACCCGCACAGCUUUGUGCUCGCACUGGUCGACAUCAACAUGCCUCCGGGGAUUGAUGGGUGGGUAGAGUGGUUCUCCUGCUUCGACACGUGCCGUCACAUCAGAACACGGGAAGCCCUGGCGAAUCCUCUCCUCUUGUCCCCUCCAGUGCCUCUCAGCUUCCUGCAUCCCAUUCCCUCUUUCCACUCCCUCCCUCCGUCUGUCCCUCCCUCUCUCCAACCACAGCCUCGAGACGUGCCGCCACAUCAGGGCGCGAGAAGCUCUGCCGACUUGGAUGCGAGAAUCCGCAAGGCGUGUGAGCAAGCCGGCAUGGACGGAGCUAUCUCCAAGCCUAUAGUGGCCCAGGACUUGCUCACCGUGCUCAGAUCUGCCGGUUUUGCUGGUGGCACCUAA